UCUGUUCAACCGACAUUAACUGACGCAGAGAUUUUAUAUUUCUUCGUCGGCGAAAUUAAACCUUAUCAAAAGUGAUAAAAAUACGUUAGAAGGUCAACAAGGCUUCUUGGCAUAUUGUACAUUUCUUCUUCUUCUUAUAUUGUGUGGGUUGUGAGGUGGAUUACCAACCUCAUCAACCCUGAUGUCAGGUUUACCAUUGAGCCGCCACAUGCCCCUGACAUGACUCUUGUAUUGACUGCGUACUGACAUCAUUUCAGUUAAUCUACUGGGCAAUAUUUGUCCAGCAAGAUGUACUGUGAAUUUUGUGGUGACGUGGAUGACCAUUAUGACGAGAAUGGUGAGAUCAGCCACUAUGCCAGUCCCAAACAUAUGUGUAAUGUGAUAUUGAAGCAUUACAAUGAUAACAAGAAGUUUUUCGGUUCGAAUAAAGAAGGAAUCUUCAUUUUUUGUAAUGCUGAAAGUAAGAAGAAAGAAGAUGCACCCAUUACAAAAAUUGAAAAUACUGAUCGUCGUAAAAUAAGGGUCAAUGCGCAACCGAAUCAGCGGGUGAAGUUUUCGUUCCUGCUGCGCAAUGAAAUGAGGAAUGAUGACGUAUUGAUCGUUGGGAUCCAGCUGGCUCAUCCCCAGCCGCAGUUCUUUAUCCGCGACCACCCCUAUGAGUUUGGAGGAGAACCUCAUGUCUUGAAAACUAAAUCAAGUAUUGAGAAUGCCGUGUCGAUAAACUUCAGAGCGGCUGACAUCGGACAGUUCGAGAUGCCCAUCAUGUUCACAUUCCACAGACCUAGAGAUAAGAAGAACAUUAUAUUCGUCAGGGAAAUGGUGAUCAAUGUACAAGAAUGUAUAAUUGUCAUCAAGCCUCCUAGAAAUCCAUUUGCAAACGCAUACAUGUCUCGCGCAAAGGAAUUCAUCAAAUGCACUGAACAUAUACCCUACGAAGUAAAUUUUAAGAUUCCUAAACUUCUCAAGAUACUCCUACCCGGAGGCUUAAAUGAAGACGCCAUAGAUAAAUUGAUAGUUGAGCAGAGCGUUAGGGAAGAACUACGUUUAAUACUGAAUAGUACCAGGGCCAUAUUUGAGGAAGGUAUUACUGAAGACAAUUAUCGAAUGUAUUUCCAUUAUCUGCUUUGGUGGGAAGAAAUUAUAACCAGGAUUAAUUUAAGGAAGUACAACAUGUCUGAUGUGACCAUUGACCUGCGCGAAGAUUUGACAUAUUGGCUUGAAGUGCCAGGUUUGGCUGAAAAACGACCUUCUCUCCUAAGAGGCGAUCGAGUCUUCAUACGACCUAACGAAAAUUUGGACAUUUUAUUCGAAAGUAUUAUUGGCAAUAUCAAAGAAAACAGUAUUCAGCUUUGCAAACUUGAUGAGAGGUUUGAAAAGUACUACAACCAAGAUGCGUUGUACAACAUUAGGUUCUUGAUGUCUCGCAUUCCUAUGGAGAGAAUGCACGCAGCAGUGUCGAGAGUGUUCGACCCGGCCAACCAGGGUUGCCGAAUAUUCCCGAAACCCGUCAGUAAACCAAUAGCAGUGCAGCCAAUUUCUAAGUUCUACAACAAGGUAAUAAGAGACAAUGAUGAGCAACGUUCAGCAGUAGAACACGUCGUGUCCAAGACGUCGGGGUUGGCUCCGUACAUCGUGUUUGGGCCCCCUGGCACCGGCAAGACCAUGACCAUAGUCGAGGCUAUCAUACAGAUAGUGGUGAAGAAUCCGAAGCACCGCGUGCUGGUGUGCACUGACUCUAAUAUGGCCGCCGACCAUAUCGCACUAAUGCUACUAAAAUACAACGAGGAGCUAAACAUCAACAAAUUCAUUCUGCGAGCUAACUCACAAAACCGCGAAUGGAGCAUCAUGCCGCCGGAGCUAGUGGCGGUAUCCAACGGCUCCAGCUACGAUACCUUCUACACCGUCACCAACGACUACGCGUCCAUGUAUCACAUCCUCGUCACCACGCUGCUACACUGCGCCAAGUUUGCCAAUGAUUCAAACCAGUCGAAGUGUAAGCUGCAGAUGAGCCACGUGUUCGUGGACGAGGCGGCGCAGGCGAAGGAGCCGGCGGCGCUGGUGCCGAUCACCGGGCUGCUGGCGCCGCGCGGGCAGCUGGUGCUGGCCGGGGACCCGCAGCAGCUCGGGCCCGUGUGCAUCUCCAGAGAGGCCGCCAAACGAGGGCUGGGUGAAUCCCUUUUGGAGCGUUUGUGGAAUACUUAUAAAAACCUGUAUGACGAUAACCCAAACUAUAUAACUACACUGGUGCAAAACUUCCGCUCAGACCCUGAUAUACUUCACAUUCCCAAUUCGUUGUUUUACACGGAUAAACCAUUGCAGCCCAAGGCCAAGCCGGACCCUCUGAGCAAGGUGAGCAUCCUGGGCCUGAUGGGCGGCGACCGUGCUGUCGUCUUCCACUCCGUCAACUCCCGGGAACAGAGGAUGGGCAACGCCCCCAGUUACUUCAACGAGAAGGAGUUAUUGAUGUUGCAGCGAUACAUGAGAGCACUGGUCAACGAUCACGGAGUAUCGCCCUCAGAUAUUGGAAUCAUCGCUCCGUACAUCAGACAGGUAUACAAAAUGCGUGAUUGGCUGAAGCAGAACUCGUACGAGGAGGUGGAGAUCGGCACUGUGGAGUCGUUCCAGGGCAAGGAGAAGCGCGUGGUGCUCGUAUCGACCGUGCGGGCCAACUGCCGCCUGCUCGACUACGACGCCAAGUACGGGCUCGGCUUCCUCGUCGACGACAAAAGGUUUAACGUGGCCCUGACGCGGGCUAAGGCGAAGCUGAUCAUCGUAGGUAACCCGGCGUGCCUGAUUCGCGACGUCAAAUGGCGAAUGUACAUGGAAUACUGUAGAGACCUCAACUGUUACUUCGGCCAGGAAACCGAGCAGCUGCAGCGCAGUGCCGCGCUGUUGUCCCAGGUGGCGCGCACCAACUUCGAAAGGUGCCGCCUCUCCGAAUUUCUCGACCACGCUAUUAAGAAAAACGAUGAAAACAAGAAAAAGAGGGAGAAUGCCGUUUUCUAGGUGCUGCCCAUGGAUAUCUAUCCGUACUUAGCUAAGUAGUUAUGUCGCUACAUAACCCGUGCGGAAUAACUAGACAUCUCGCUGACACAUUUCCUCACUUCCCCUGCUACUAGUUCGCCCUAACCCACUAAACGUGACAUGAUACUGCCGGUUUUGAUCAGUAGACGCAGCGAAUGUUGUCUACGUAAAAAAGUACGGCUAUUGAUCGCACCCCGCGGUAUUUGUCGCGCUGCGUGCGAUGGCGUAACCGUGUAGACCCCGCAGUGCGAGGUGUCUAGUUAAUUCGCACUGGUUGACUUUCUAAAUUUGGUCUGUUAAAUUUCCCAAAACAUUAGUUUGUUCAUUACUUUUUGUAUGUUAUGUAUACUUUAUUCUUACACUUUUAACAUAUUUAAAUUUUACCGUGAGCAUAAACCCUUUUCAAGAUGAGAUCCUCGGCACUCGCAGCAUGACACACGCGACGCGACAUAUACCGCUGAAUUCCACCAUUAGAUGCAGCUUAUUAUGUCUACGUAGAUACAGCUCGUACGGUUAUACGUAGAUAACACACGUUGCUCUAAUUUUUCUAUCGUGUGGCUAGUGAAGUGACCUACCAACCUCAUCAACCCUGGUGUUAGGGUUAUUAUUGAGCCGUCAAUGGUCCCUGACAUUCAUGUAACAACCACUUACUAACAUCAGUAAGUAGUAACCGGGACCAACGGCUUAACGUGCCUUCCGAAGCACGGAUUAUCUUACUUUUUGGACAAUCAGUUGGUCCUAACCUAAUCAAACUAGGGAUUACAAAGUCACAAGUAGAGGAGUAUUUAGAAGGUCUCUGUUAAAUACCAUAGAAUCUGUCCAAUAUACGUACUUAAAAGUAUAAUAUUUACAUCAAAGAAGGGAUUGUAUACAUAUAUUAUUGAACAAAUUAACUCACAAAGAAUACCAUAUACAGUACUGAAUUUAUAUGCAAGAAUGACAUUUACAAUUGACAAUUAAUGUGUAUUUUUUAUUUUAUUAUUAUUUUUGAUGUAUUGUUUAAGUUUUAAGUUAUAGUUGAUGAGAUAUUGUGAUACGAAUGUGUUAAAGACUAGAAUUUAUGAUACAUAGAUAUAAGUAAAUUAGCAUAAGUACAUAAAAAUAUUAAUAUUACUUCAUGUGACACUGGACGUCGUGGAAAUAACAUCUUUUUUAAGUUUUUACCUAAUCUAAAAUGAUCGUAAUAUUCUUUGUUCCAUUUUUCGUACGUUUUACCUUUUCCGUUUGUGUUUUAUGUGGAGAUUAUAGUUGGAUAAAAAAUAUAUAACCAAGUAAAAAAUAAGUAUACUUAGUUGUAAAUAUAAGUAGAACGACUGUGAUUACCGCGGGAAUUAAUGUUUAUUGUAUAACAGUUCAUACAAAGAGAUUAUAACGCAUUAAAUGUGCUAGUGGUGACAUAUUUGCGUAUAAAAACCGCCUAGCGGCUAAAUCUUGAACUAGCGCUUAAUAAUACCUAUUUUAUCUAUACAGUACCUAUAUAAUUACUAUAUAAUCUGUGGAAUUUAUCUUAUUAUAUGAUUUGGUAGAGAAUAAGUGCAUAGAUAAGUUUGCUAUAUGAAAUGUGCAACUUUGCUCUUAAGUUUUACAUAAACUUAGAUAUAUAACGGGGUCAGUACAUUUAAAAAAUAACGUUAAUCGGUAUUUAUGACUGUACAUAACUGUACAACAUACAAGUCUGAUAAAAUGUCAUCGUACUUAUUUUGAGAUUUUAUACAAAAUGUUUAUGCCUUUGUUUGAGAAUAGUUAUUUGUUUUACAAGAGAAAAGUUAUGUUUAAUACGCGAGUGCCGAAUUAACAUUCCAAGCUUGCGAAGUAAUCUAAAGCACGCUUUAGAUUACCAAGACGAAUCAAAUUUCGUGUGAAACAUACAACUGUCUACCUGUGCCAGCGAGAAGUUAUAGUUAGUAAUUGGAUGCACUCGCGCACAUUAUGCUCCUUAAAUCACAAAAAGGUUCCAAACAAUGUAAUGCUCAAAGAAAACAUUCGACAUUUGAAUUGCGCCAUUUAGUUUUAACGUUUUUUUCUUUUUAAUUUUAUGAGUAACAUUUUUAUCUAUACCAAACAUUAUCUAUUUUUAAGCAACUGAUAUGUUUAUUAGUAUUUAUUUUAAAUAUUUUUUAAAGAAUAUACAAAAUUACGCGAGUUUACACUGCAGAUCAGGCUGUAUGGCUGUUCCCUUGCGUUACGAAUAUAAAAUUUAAAAGCUAAUUUGACUCUUUAAUGGAUAAAAACACACUUUUUAUGCAUGAAAAGCAAUUUUUUCAGUUUUUUUUAUUGUUUUAUGUUAUUUUUUUAAUUACGUACCGCCACGACGCUCGCCUACCAAAUAACAUGUUUGUCUUUUGUUUGACAUGUUAUCACAAAAUUUAUUACCACUCGGUAAUAGAUUUUCUAUACUUUCUGCCUCCUUUUAAAAAAAGGAAGAAAUCAUUAUCAGGGUAGGUGUAUUGUAUAUUCAAAGGGUAUGUUGUUCUGUUGUAAUGUUAUAUUUUUAACUUACCUACCAUUUUUAUAAAAUUAAAAUCUAUUAGGUUAAAUUUUUAAUACUUUUUAUUAUCUAAUUUUUGUUUAUUACAUAAUUGUAAGUUUUAGUGACUUUAUCACGACAUAUUAUUAUAUUUUUAGAACUUUGAUACAAUGACAUUUUUACUUCUAUGAAAAUUUUAAUGUGGAAAUUAUGCAUGAAUAAAUAAUAAACAUGAUAUUUGAAUGUG
Messenger RNA from Pectinophora gossypiella (pink bollworm), 5738 nucleotides. RefSeq names its product putative helicase mov-10-B.1. The record is from RefSeq and is a predicted model, not a curated record. Gene Ontology annotation, molecular function: RNA binding; 5'-3' RNA helicase activity. The transcript has 21 exons. Bases 289 to 3006 code for a protein of 905 amino acids. NCBI's taxonomy places the organism in Eukaryota, Metazoa, Arthropoda, Insecta, Lepidoptera, Gelechiidae.